Messenger RNA from Ogataea philodendri, 675 nucleotides. RefSeq lists its product as uncharacterized. The coding region runs from base 1 to 675 and encodes 224 amino acids. The record is from RefSeq and is a predicted model, not a curated record. The transcript is spliced from 3 exons. Lineage: Eukaryota; Fungi; Ascomycota; Pichiomycetes; Pichiales; Pichiaceae.
AUGGGCCCAGAUCGUGAACCCAAAUCUGUCAGACUUUCGUUGUCGUCCUCCGUUGGUAGCAUGAUAUCCACCACCAGUUCCACAGUGCCCGCCCGCAGCCAGUUCAGCUUCGAUUUGGGUCCCGUCACUCGCGACAGGUCCAGCUGGUCGAUCCGCAGCCGUGUCACCUUCUUCCAUGGAGAAUUGUCCUCGGUGGUGUCCAUCCCCGCAAAUUGCGCAAACUGGUGCUGCCGUUUGUGCAGCGUGAUCAGCGACCCGUUGAUCGACCCGGACAGCGCGUCCGCAUUGAUGAAGUCGUACGUGAUCCAGUUGCGGCGCAGUUUCGGCAGCUUGCAGUUGAAAAUCUCCACCUCCAUCGGAGCGCUCUUUUUCCGUUUCAUCACAAGCUUGAGGUUGUUCACCUCAAACUGCUCGAACUCGUACUGCGGCGAAAACGCCUCGUCCAUCACCUCCUCCGAUAACGUCACCGUCACUGUGUCUAUCUUGAAAGAGUACUUUAAAUGUCCAUUAGCGCCCGAGUUCAUCACCAAAUUCUGGAACUUGAUCAUCCCGUCUUCCCACGAAGCCUUGAAGUCGUUGCCUGUGAUGUCCACCUGUAAUUUGUUGUCUAGGGUGAUCAGUUUCUCCAGAACUUUCUUGUUUAUCUUGCCGUCGGUGAAAAGAUUGCCUGCGUAG